ACGACAUUAACGAAGUAGAGCGAAGGCUUCUUCAUCUCUUCGGGUUGUAGAUUAAAGAGAGUUUUGUUACGCUCAUUUCUUUCCUCGAUCUUGCUUUAUCUUCCUCCUCUUUAGCUUCCUGAUGAAAAGGAUCUGCUGCUCUCGUUCUGAUACACAAAUUGUACUAGGACAAAAAUCUCGUUCUAGUAAAGGAAAACCCGAUGGAGAAAUCAAGUUUGGAUAUAGUUUAAUGAAGGGGAAGGCUAAGCAUCCAUUGGAGGAUUAUCAUGUUUCUAAGCUCAUCAACGUCGAAGGCAAUGAACUUGGUUUAUUUGCAAUCUUUGAUGGUCAUAAAGGUGAUCAAGUAGCUGCUUAUUUGCAGAAACAUCUCUUCUCCAACAUCCUUAAAGAUGGAGAGUUCUUGGUUGAUCCUCGAAGAACGAUAGUAAAAGCUUAUGAGAAUACAGACAAAGAGAUUUUGUCGGAUACUAGUUCGGAUUUAUGGAGUGGUGGUUCAACCGCAGUGACUGCUAUUUUGAUAAAUGGAAAGGUUAUGUGGAUAGCUAAUGUGGGUGAUUCAAGAGCCAUUGUGUCUCGUAGAGGUAAAGCAACGCAGAUAAGUGUUGAUCAUGAUCCUAAUACUGAUGCUGAAAGGAGUAUGAUCGAGAGUAAAGGUGGAUUUGUAACCAACAGGCCAGGUGAUGUUGCUCGAGUGAAUGGUAUAUUAGCUGUGUCUCGUACCUUUGGUGAUAAGGACCUCAAAGCGUUUAUGAAUAGAGAGCCUGACAUUAAGGAUGUCAAAAUUGAUAGCCACACAGAGAUUCUUAUUUUGGCUAGUGACGGUAUUUCAAAGGUGAUGGCAAACCAAGAAGCAGUUGACAUAGCUUUGAAGUUUAAAGAUCCAAAGAAAGCGGCUAAACAACUAGUUGUUGAAGCAUUGAAAAGAAACAGUAAAGAUGACAUAUCUUGCAUUGUUGUCCGGUUUAAAUAGAUGAUAGAUUCAGCUUAUGUGAUUCUUGUGUUGGGUCC
Messenger RNA from Brassica oleracea var. oleracea, 1008 nucleotides. Its product is annotated as probable protein phosphatase 2C 17. The record is from RefSeq and is a predicted model, not a curated record. The coding region runs from base 122 to 970 and encodes 282 amino acids. The transcript has 4 exons. Gene Ontology annotation, molecular function: protein serine/threonine phosphatase activity. NCBI's taxonomy places the organism in Eukaryota, Viridiplantae, Streptophyta, Magnoliopsida, Brassicales, Brassicaceae. Gene Ontology annotation, biological process: protein dephosphorylation. Gene Ontology annotation, cellular component: nucleus; cytosol.